Messenger RNA from Kuraishia capsulata CBS 1993, 1026 nucleotides. RefSeq lists its product as uncharacterized. Gene Ontology annotation, biological process: regulation of cyclin-dependent protein serine/threonine kinase activity. Gene Ontology annotation, molecular function: protein kinase binding; cyclin-dependent protein serine/threonine kinase regulator activity. Bases 1 to 1026 code for a protein of 341 amino acids. The record is from RefSeq and is a predicted model, not a curated record. Gene Ontology annotation, cellular component: cyclin-dependent protein kinase holoenzyme complex; nucleus. The transcript has a single exon. Lineage: Eukaryota; Fungi; Ascomycota; Pichiomycetes; Pichiales; Pichiaceae.
AUGUCAGUCUCAGGAAUACCGUUGAAUCCACAACAGGCAACAUUUUCGGCCGAUAAUGCCCCGAGAAAUACAAAGGUUCAAGAGAGAAUACGAAGUGUUAAUUUGGACGCGGUUUUCGAUCGAAUCAGUCUUGAUAUGGACAUAAACGAGAUCUCACCCAUCGAGGCACUUGCUUUAUUGUUCAAAUCGAUACAGAAUCUCCAAAGACUGUAUAGUCUCAUAAAACAGGGGAAUCUUGGUGAAGCCUUCGAUGUGAAACGUGCGGUUUUUGGAGACGAUGUCUCAAUGGGCCGUGAGCUCAACCCCAAGAGAAGAAGAUCUUCGCAAUCUGCAGAGAUGUUGAGAAAUUUGUCAAGCGAGCUCGAAUUACCGAUCAGAAAGUCCUCAAGGAUCGAGUCAAAUUUCGAAGACUUGGAGGAAGAAACUUUUGCGGACGAUUCAUCGGUACUCACAACGAGCUCUUUCAAUUCUCGCAUUCCCUCAUAUUGCCGUUCCGACGUGGACUUUGACUUGAGUUGUAAACUCAUCAAACGGUUUUAUUUGAAAACGCCCCCGUCUUUGUCACUAGAGGCUUAUAUGGAGCGUAUCAAUCAUUACUCAAAACCUGGAACUGCAGUGUACCUCUCAUCGUCUCUAUACCUAUUCAACGUGGCAUUCGGACUGAAGACUACGUUUGUGGGAUUGGAGGAGAAUACAAAUACGAACGGUAAAGGACUUGCCGAGGUGAGGAAGGUAUUACCGGCUGCUCCAUAUGGAACGAUUCAGAUGAUACCGUUUGAGGAUCUGAAUGCAUUCCGAUUGGUUCUGACGGUAAUUAGAACUGCAUCCAAACUUGUGGAGGACAAGAACUACAAACAGAGCUACUAUUGUAAGAUCUGUGGAUUACAAGACCAGGAUGAACUGUUCAGACUAGAAAUGGGGUUUUUAUUUUUGAUCAACUUCAACUUGAUGGUCAAUGAGAACAUUCUUUUGAGACAUUUAGUCCGUAUGAAAAGUUUCAAUGAGAACAUGAAGAGGUAUACCUGA